Molecule: messenger RNA, 1203 nt
Organism: Fusarium odoratissimum NRRL 54006
Lineage: Eukaryota; Fungi; Ascomycota; Sordariomycetes; Hypocreales; Nectriaceae
Exons: 4
Coding region: 1-1203 (400 amino acids)
Source: RefSeq, a predicted model, not a curated record
AUGCCCCAAUCACAGCUUGGCAUCAAGGCGCUUCGGGCAAAGUUCCCGGCUCUUCAGCAGGACCAAGUCUUUCUCGACAACGCGGGUGGAAGCCAAAUUCUAGGAGCCGCAGCUGACUCGAUCCGAGAUUACCUCAUUACCUCGAAUGUGCAGAUGGGCGCGUCGUAUGGCGUAGGCAGGCUCUCAGCGGCAAAAGUGGACAAAGGCUACGAGGCAGCUGCACGAUACAUCAAUGCACUGCCUGAUGAAAUUGUUUACGGCGCGUCGUCAACUCAACUGCUGCGCAACCUCGCACUGGCCCUUACCUUUGCUCAAGGUGACGAGGUAAUCGUAUCAACCCUCGACCACGAGGCAAACAUCGCGCCAUGGCUAGACCUAGCUGAGCGACAAGGACUUACAGUCAAGUGGUGGACUCCAGAAGGACAAGGCAACAAUCCGAAGCUGACAGUCGAGAGCUUAAAGCCGCUCUUAUCCGGCAGGACGAGAUUUAUCGCCUUGACUCAUUGUACCAACCUUCUCGGAUCAAUCCACGACAUCAAGGCCAUCGCUGCGGCUGCUCAUGAGUACCCGAAUGUUUUUGUUUGUGUCGAUGGAGUAGCUUACGCGCCUCACCGACCCAUCGACGUCAAGGAUCUAGGCGUUGACUUCUAUUGUCUCUCAUGGUACAAAGUCUUUGGCCCUCAUAUUGCAAUGCUCUACGGCAGUCGUGAGGCUCAGAAACAGCUUCGUCCCCUGGGCCACUACUUCAACCCCGCAGAAAGUCUGUCCGACAAGGCUGGAUUCUCUGCUGGAAGCUAUGAGUUGAUAGCGAGUAUAUCUGUCGUGGUUGACCAUCUUCUUGCUGAAAGCUGGGAUAAGAGUAUCCAGCAAGAGACGGAAAUUCAGAAAUUACUCCUCGACUACUUGACCAAACGAGAUGACGCAACGAUUUACGGAGAACCGAGUUCGGACCCCAGCAAGCGUUUACCUAUUGUCAGCUUCACUAUCGACGGCUGGAACUCUCGCAGUGUCUUAGCAGCUAUUGAAGCAAACUCGAAUCUGGGGUUGAAGCAUGGUCACUUUUACUCUCAUCGUUUGGUGAAAGAGGUUCUAGAUCUUGAUACAACUGACGGAGUUGUUCGAGUAAGCAUGGCCCAUUAUAACACUUGCGAGGAGAUUCAGACUGUUAUAGAUACCUUACAGAACAUUAUUGUCAAGCGAUGA